This is a messenger RNA of Sorex fumeus (smoky shrew), 2013 nucleotides long. It is a transcript of the gene IKZF2, whose product is annotated as IKAROS family zinc finger 2. Gene Ontology annotation, molecular function: RNA polymerase II cis-regulatory region sequence-specific DNA binding; DNA-binding transcription factor activity. NCBI's taxonomy places the organism in Eukaryota, Metazoa, Chordata, Mammalia, Eulipotyphla, Soricidae. Gene Ontology annotation, biological process: regulation of transcription by RNA polymerase II. The record is from RefSeq and is a predicted model, not a curated record. The transcript has 9 exons. Bases 159 to 1739 code for a protein of 526 amino acids.
AAAGGGUGAUGGGAUUAUUUUACUGCAUGCACGGCUGAGCCCGACAUUGUCACCUCCUCUUUGAGGGGUUAGAAGAAGCUGAGAUCUCCCGACAGAGCUGGAAAUGGUGAUGAAUCUUUUUUAAUCAAAGGACAAUUUCUUUUCACUGCACUUUGACUAUGGAAACAGAGGCUAUUGAUGGCUAUAUAACAUGUGACAAUGAGCUUUCACCUGAAAGGGAGCACGCCAGUGUGGCCAUUGACCUUACCUCAAGCACACCCAAUGGACAGCAUGUCUCACCGAGUCACAUGACAAGCACAAAUUCAGUAAAACUAGAAAUGCAGAGUGAUGAAGAGUGUGACAGGAAACCCCUGAGCCGUGAAGACGAUAUCAGGGGCCAUGAUGAGGGGAGCAGCCUAGAAGAACCCCUAAUUGAGAGCAGCGAGGUGGCCGACAACAGGAAAGUCCAGGAGCUUCAAGGCGAGGGAGGAAUCCGGCUUCCGAAUGGUAAACUGAAAUGUGACGUCUGUGGCAUGGUUUGCAUUGGGCCCAAUGUGCUUAUGGUACAUAAAAGGAGUCACACUGGUGAGCGUCCCUUCCACUGUAAUCAGUGUGGAGCUUCUUUUACUCAGAAGGGCAACCUUCUGAGACACAUAAAGUUACACUCUGGAGAGAAGCCGUUCAAAUGCCCUUUCUGUAGCUAUGCCUGUAGAAGAAGGGACGCCCUCACAGGACAUCUCAGGACCCAUUCUGUGGGUAAACCUCACAAGUGCAACUACUGUGGACGAAGCUACAAGCAGCGCAGUUCAUUGGAGGAGCACAAGGAACGCUGCCACAACUAUCUCCAGAAUGUCAGCAUGGAGGCUGCGGGGCAAGUCAUGAGUCACCAUGUACCUCCUCUGGAAGAUUGUAAGGAACAAGAGCCUAUUAUGGACAACAAUAUUUCUCUGGUGCCUUUUGAGAGACCUGCUGUCAUAGAGAAGCUCACAGGGAAUAUGGGAAAACGUAAAAGCUCCACUCCACAAAAGUUUGUGGGGGAAAAGCUCAUGCGAUUCAGCUACCCAGACAUUCACUUUGAUAUGAACUUAACGUAUGAGAAGGAGGCUGAGCUGAUGCAGUCUCAUAUGAUGGACCAAGCCAUCAACAAUGCAAUCACCUACCUUGGAGCUGAGGCCCUUCAUCCUCUGAUGCAGCACCCGCCAAGCACAAUCGCUGAGGUGGCCCCAGUUAUAAGCUCAGCUUAUUCUCAGGUCUAUCAUCCAAAUAGGAUAGAAAGACCCAUUAGCAGGGAAACCGCUGAUAGUCAUGAAAACAACAUGGAUGGCCCUAUCUCUCUCAUCAGACCAAAGAGUCGACCCCAGGAAAGAGAGGCCUCUCCCAGCAAUAGCUGCCUCGAUUCUACUGACUCCGAAAGCAGCCAUGAUGACCACCAGUCCUACCAAGGAAACCCUGCCUUAAAUCCCAAGAGGAAGCAAAGCCCAGCUUACAUGAAGGAGGACGUCAAGGCUUUGGAUACCACCAAGGCCCCUAAGGGCUCUCUGAAGGACAUCUACAAGGUCUUCAAUGGAGAAGGAGAACAGAUAAGGGCCUUCAAGUGUGAGCACUGCCGAGUCCUUUUCCUAGACCAUGUCAUGUACACCAUUCACAUGGGUUGUCAUGGCUACCGGGACCCACUGGAAUGCAACAUCUGUGGCUACAGAAGCCAGGACCGUUACGAGUUUUCAUCACAUAUUGUUCGAGGGGAGCACACAUUCCAUUAGGCCUUUCCAUUCCAAAGGGGACCCCUAUGAAGUAAAGAACUGCACAUGAAGAAAUACUGCACUUACAAAUCCCACCUUCCCUCCAAUGUUGGCAUAUCUUUAUUUUUUAAUAUUAUUACUGUCAUUAAUUAUUAUGUUGUGGACGCAGUGUCAUUUGCUCUGCCUAAUCACAGUAAGGAAGAAACUGAAGAGAGAAGGGACAAGGGAUAGUGUGUCUUGAUAACUUGGCUUGUUAAUAUUGUGAGAAUUCAAGAGCAGUUCUGCCAUGCAUAGA